AUGAUACUAAUCAAUAUUAAGUUAUGCAAAUUCAAUAUAAAUUAAUACUUAUUAAAUGUAACCAAAUCCAUCUCUCAUAUAAGGAAAAACUUGUUUGAGAAGUCAUAAAUGGGGACAACAAAACAUCUGAAAGGAAUGGAAUAUUCAAGGGUUUAAGACAUAGGGUAGUUAAUGGGAGUUUCCUUAUUAAUUACAGCUCUAUCAUUUAAAGAUUACAUCAUUAAUGUAGUGGUUCUAAUAAAUUGA
This is a messenger RNA of Paramecium tetraurelia, 246 nucleotides long. RefSeq lists its product as uncharacterized. The record is from RefSeq and is a predicted model, not a curated record. The transcript has a single exon. Lineage: Eukaryota; Ciliophora; Oligohymenophorea; Peniculida; Parameciidae.